AUGUCGAUAUCCGACCGAUCAUCCAUCACCAACGGCGGCGCCACACGCGAGAUCGAGAAUGAGAAUGAGAAUGAGAAAUCAGUCAAUGAGGCUACCGCCGGGAGAGGAAAACAUCUCGGCGUCACCGGCCCCGAAUUAGAAGCCUACAAUAUGGACGCAGGGCGAUCCAAACAAAGCGACGGCAAAGUCGAACUGACCGAAGACGACGCGUACGACAAACUAGGCUACGCAUUCCCCGACUGGAAGAAAUGGAUGAUCCUGGUCGUGAUCCUCCUGAUCCAGACCUCCAUGAACCUCAAUGCCAGCAUCUACGCCAACGGGGUCGACGGCAUGGCGUCGAAAUACAGCAUCAGCAAACAAAAGGCCCGCGUCGGCCAGAUGGUGUUCUUGGUCUGCUACGCCUUCGGCUGUGAGCUGUGGGCGCCGUGGUCCGAGGAAAUCGGGCGCUGGCCGACCCAGCAGCUGUCCCUGUUUCUCGUGAAUAUCUGGCAACUCCCGGCCGCGCUGGCGCCCAAUUUCGCCACCAUUGUCGUCGCCAGGGGUCUCGCCGGCCUCUCCACCGCCGGCGGGUCCGUCACUCUCGGUGUCAUCGCCGACCUGUACCAGCCAGAAGACUCCGGGUUCCAAUACGCCGUCGCCUUCGUGGUGCUGUCGUCCGUCGGCGGUGCUCCUGUGGGCGCCGUGAUCGGCGGCUUUGUCGGCCAGUAUCUGUCUCUGCCCUGGAUCUUUUGGAUGCAGCUGUGCAUCGGCGCUGCUGUGCAACUCAUCCAUUUCUUCCUGGUGCCUGAGACCCGCGCCACCAUUCUGUUGGAUCGCGAAGCCAAGCGCCGUCGCAAGAAAGGCGAAGCUCACAUCUACGGGCCGGACGAGCUGAAGAAGCCGCGCUUCCCGAUGCACGAGUUCGUGCGCAUCUGGGCCCGGCCGUUCCAGAUGUUUGCUACGGAACCUAUCGUUCUGGCGUUGUCGCUGCUUAGUGGGUUUAGUGAUGCGCUUCUGUUUACCUUUCUCGAGGCCUUCACUCCUGUUUUCAAACAGUGGGGGUUCCAGCCGUAUCAGGUCGGAUUGGCUUUCUUGUCGUCCCUCAUCGGCUAUCUCCUUGCAUAUUUCACUUACCUGCCCGUCAUUCGACACCAUAACAAGAUCCGAGCCAAUGACCCGGACAAGCUGUCGCCCGAGUCGAGGCUGUGGUGGCUACUGUUCCUGGCUCCUCUUGAGACAAUCGGUCUCUUCGGAUUUUCAUGGACAAGUCUCGGUCCGGACUACGGCAUCCCAUGGAUCGCGCCACUGAUAUUCACCGUUCUCAUUGCGAUGGCGAAUUACGGAAUCUAUAAGAGUUCCAUCGACUACAUGAUCGCCGCCUACGGGCCUUACGCGGCAUCAGCCACGGGGGGCAAUGACCUGGCUCGAGAUUUUCUUGCAGGCAUUGCCGCGUUGUAUAGUACGCCAUUCUACGAAAACAUCGGCUCGACAUAUAAACUCGAACUACCCUCCACCAUCCUCGCCUGUCUGUCCGUCGUCGUCAUCGUCCCAAUCUACAUCUUCUACUGGAAAGGCCAGUGGUUCCGCGACCGCAGCCAGUUCGCGCAGCAGCUGAACCUGGGUCGGAAGGACGCGGUGCAGAGACGGCGAAGCACGGUGUUGGGCAUAAAAGGGAGAAAUGAAUUAUCGGGUGGUGGAGAGAUUCAUGAUGAGAAAAAGACAGGAAACCCUGGAGAUAGAGAGCGGCGGAAUCUGGGGAGUACUGCGGAUAGUACUGCUGCUACUGGAGACGGCGGAGAAGGAGGAGUGAGACAUGUUGAGAGGGUUUGA
Capronia coronata CBS 617.96 is the source of this 1809-nucleotide messenger RNA. RefSeq lists its product as uncharacterized. Gene Ontology annotation, molecular function: transmembrane transporter activity. The record is from RefSeq and is a predicted model, not a curated record. Bases 1 to 1809 code for a protein of 602 amino acids. Gene Ontology annotation, biological process: transmembrane transport. The transcript has 5 exons. Lineage: Eukaryota; Fungi; Ascomycota; Eurotiomycetes; Chaetothyriales; Herpotrichiellaceae.